AUGCUGCUGUGGGUAUCACUGCUGGUCCUGGCUCCUGUCAGUGGACAAUUUGCAACUGAACCAAAAUCUGUAAUUUUCCUCCAUUCUCCAUGGACCACUGUCUUCCAAGGAGAGAAUGUGACACUGACUUGCAAAACAUUUCACUUGGAUGCAUCAGAGAAAAUAAAAUGGUACCGUUGGUAUCUUCUGGAAAAAACACAAAGUGAAACCUCAGGAAACACGCAUGAGGUCCAUGAAUCUGGAGAUUACAGAUGCCAGGCCCAGGACUCACCCCUGAGUAAUCGUGUGGGCUUGCUCUUUUCUCCAGCCAACCUGAUCCUGCAGGCUCCACUUGAUGUGUUUGAAGAAGAAUCUGUAAUUCUGAGAUGCCGAGCAAAGGCAAACACAGUACUGAAAACUAUAAAGCUGUACAAGAAUGAAAAAGUCCUGGAAGAUCACACUGUGGAGAUACCAGUGGGAAUGUUGACUGACUUCCAUAUUCAUCAGGCAAGUCUGAAGGACAACGGCAAAUAUCACUGUACUGGAGUUAAGGAAGAUGAUCAGUUGGUUUCUUCAAACUCGGUCAAAAUCGAAGUCCAAGAGCUGUUUCCACGUCCUGUGCUGAGAGCCAGCUCCACCCAGCCCACUGAAGGAGGAGCAGUAACUCUGACCUGUGAGACCCAGCUCUCUCCACAGAGGCCAGAUGUCCAGCUCCAGUUUCACUUCUUCAGAGACAGAAGGUCCCUGGGGUCAGGCUGGGGAAGCUCUCCAGAAUUCUGGAUCCGCACCAUAUGGAGAGAAAACUCAGGGUCUUACUGGUGCCAGGCACAGAGCAUGAAUCCCUCUGUCCAGAAACAGAGCCAGAGAUUACAGAUACAGGUGAAAAAAGUUGUUCCUGACGUCCGUAUAUACCCUCUCCCAGAGUUGGUGUUUGAAGGGCAGGAGCUGGUGCUCAUCUGCUCAGUAAAUGGAGUUCCAGGCCCCAUCACAGUUUCUUGGUACAGAAAAUUCAAGCUGAGGAGAGAAAGAAAGCUUCACACUUCCUCAAAAACAGAAUUCAAGAUCCCUGUGGUGCAAAACAGCCAUGAUGGAGAGUAUUAUUGUGUUGCCAGCAAUAGUCAUUCCUCCUUCCGCAGUGACCCAGUGACCAUCAAUGUGAAAGUCCCCGUGUCUCAACCUGUCCUCACCCUCAGCCCUCCUGGGACCUGGACUUUUGUGGGAGAUGAGGUGAGCUUUGACUGUGAAGCUCAGAGAGGUUCUCUGCCCAUCUGGUAUCAGUUUUUUCAUGAAGGUGUGCUGCUCAUGAAGAUAGAAGCUACUUUAUGGAGAACAAUGUCCUAUAGAUUCUUUCUAACUGAAGAGCAUUCUGGGAACUACUACUGCACAGCUGACAAUGGCCUUGGCCUCCAGAGCAGUGAGACCCUGAGACUCUCUGUCACCAGUAAGCUCUGGAUUCCUGUCAGUGACCCAUCCCUGACCCUCUCACACCAACCUUUUCAGAGGUCUGCAUGGAUCUUCCAGUUUCCUACCCCAGUCAACCUCAUGCCUGUCUUGAGUCAAUGGGAAAAGAUCCUGGUAUCAACUAACUCAUUUUUGCUCUCAGUUCCAGUAUCUCACCCCAUCCUCACCCUCAGGACUCCCGGGGCCCAGGCUGUGGUGGGGGACAUGGUAGAGCUUCACUGUGAGGCAUGGAGAGGCUCUCCCCCAAUCCUGUACCAGUUUUAUCAUGAGGAUGCCAGCCUGGAGAGCAGCUCAAGCCCCUCUGGAAGGGGAGCUUCCUUCAACCUCCUUCUGACGGCAGAGCAUUCUGGGAACUAUUUCUGUGAGGCCAACAAUGGCCAGGGGUUCCAGCGCAGUAACACAGUGUCACUCAGUGUCAGAGUUCCAGUGUCUCAGCCUGUCCUCACCCUCAGGGCUUCCAGGGCCCAGACUGUGGUGGGGGACAUGGUAGAGCUUCACUGUGAGGCCCAGAGAGGCUCUCCCCCGAUCCUGUACCAGUUUUAUCACAAGGAUGUCACCGUGGGAAACAGCUCAGCUCCCUUGGGAGGGGGAGCAUCCUUCAACCUCUCUCUGACCACGAACCAUUCUGGAAACUACUCCUGUAAGGCCAACAAUGGCCUGGGGGUCCAGCAGAGUGAGGUGAUGCUACUCAGUGUCAUAGUUCCAGUGUCUCGCCCUAUCCUCACCCUCAGGGCCCCCAGGGCCCAGGCUGUGGUGGGGGAUGUGGUGGAGCUUCACUGUGAGGCCCAGAGAGGCUCUCCCCCGAUCCUGUACCAGUUUUAUCACAAGAAUGUCACCCUAGAGAGCAGCAUGUCCCACUCUGGACAAGGAGUGUCCCUCAACCUCUCACUGACUGCAAAUCAUUCUGGAACCUACUCUUGUGAGGCCGACAAUGGCCUGGGUCCCCAGUGCAGUGAGGCAGUGACACUUUCCAUCACAGGGCUGACAGAGAGCAGAAGUGGCCCUGUUGCCACCGGUGUCACCGGGGGGCUGCUCAGCAUGAUGGGUCUCGCUGCCAUAACACUGUUGUUCUACUGCUGGCUCCCGAGAAAAGCAGGGAGAAAGCCUACAUUUGACUCCUCCAGGAAUCAGUCAGCUUCAGACCCACAAGAGCCCACCUACCACAAUGUACCAAGCUGGAUAGAACUACAACCAGUGUACAGCAAUGUAAAUCCUAACAGAGGAGACGUGGUGUACUCGGAAGUCCGGACCGUGAAGGUGGAGAACAAACAGGCAGCAGCCUCUGACCCAGAGCUUCUCAAGAACACGGAUUCCUGCGUCAUCUACUCCCAGGUGAAGGGGGCUUACACCGCAGCCCCUAAGCCCCAGCUCUUGGCUGCAUCCCCUCCUCACAGAUGAGUCCACGCAGCUCCCGACUGCUGUCUCAGCCUCUGCACCCAAAACCACCCUUGGGGGAGAAGGGACAUCAAAGCGGGAAGAUUUAAACCUUGGGUCCUAGACCCAAGGCCACACCCAGCAACCUGUGCAUCAAGUGCCCACACCCUAGUGUGAACAGAACACAGGGCCCUGCAGGACUCCCGCCUAUUUCCAAAGUGACAGCCCUGGCCCAGUGGUCUUUUUCUUAAUGACAUGUGCUCCCAACCCAGGGCCCAUGAUGUUGCCUGGCUUCCUUAAUGAACUUCAGCUUUGGUCACUAUUCCGAGUCCUACCCCCAUACACAUCCCCACCAUUCCUCCAUGAGGACUGCCCCUAAAAUCUGCCACGGAUAACCUGCUUUCAGUGGGUGCUUUUCUCAGCUGCAGUCAGUCUGGUAAGGCUACAGUGGGCUCUGCCCAAUGGGACAGCACACACCCCUGGAGACAUGGACACUGCGCUCGUCAUGGACCUCCCCACGAUGGGACUGCAUUCCACACUCCCCCUGUCUGUCUGAAACUCUAAGCUCAGAAUCUGACACCAGGAUAACUCCUCUCCUGCCCAUGUGCCAAUAUCUACCUGCCCAAGUAAGUGGACUUCACACCUUAGGUCCUAGAUCCUUCCCUUCCUGCCAGAAGUAACCCAGGACAGUCAAGGCCAGGAGGACCAGAGAUGCAGAUAGAAUACAUAUUGAAAUAUAGGAGGUGCUCUAUCACUAUUUGAUUGAAUGAAUGAAUGAAUAAAUGAAGAAGAUAUUAUGGGUCAUUAUGGUGUAUUCCUACCCUCAAACUGGCAUCUGAUCCAGUGUGCUCCCUAGUAAAUCCAAGAAGUACUCUUUUCUCUUCCCUGA
Lagenorhynchus albirostris (white-beaked dolphin) is the source of this 3703-nucleotide messenger RNA. RefSeq names its product Fc receptor like 5 (gene FCRL5). Bases 1 to 2838 code for a protein of 945 amino acids. Lineage: Eukaryota; Metazoa; Chordata; Mammalia; Artiodactyla; Delphinidae. Gene Ontology annotation, biological process: cell surface receptor signaling pathway. The transcript is spliced from 16 exons. The record is from RefSeq and is a predicted model, not a curated record. Gene Ontology annotation, molecular function: transmembrane signaling receptor activity.